Messenger RNA from Pecten maximus, 1062 nucleotides. RefSeq lists its product as uncharacterized. NCBI's taxonomy places the organism in Eukaryota, Metazoa, Mollusca, Bivalvia, Pectinida, Pectinidae. The transcript has a single exon. The record is from RefSeq and is a predicted model, not a curated record. Bases 41 to 505 code for a protein of 154 amino acids.
GAUAAACAAUAACAUACUGAAUACAUCGCAUACAGGAAGUAUGUAUCUAAGACCAAAUAAAAUCCGUUUUUGUCAGGAUUCUAUCAGUUCUGUAUUUGACAAAAACUCCGAACACGCCUAUGAAAGAAUUGGUGAAACCCUGGACGAUCUGUUAAGAGGAGAUUGCGAUAUUCUCGACAUUCCGCCUAUCACCGUUGUAGAUGUUGAUGGCGAUUGGUAUACCACCGAUAACAGGAGAUUGUGGGUAUUCCAGAAGCUGGAGGAUCUAGGUCAUUGUAAAAAGAUCCCUGUCAUCGAAGACGAUUAUAUUCCCCCUUGGAAAUUUACAACAGUAAACGAUGGAUUGACAACUUAUGUACGAGGUAAUCCAGGAGGUGAUCUCUGGAAAAGUUUAGAUGAUGACUCUGAUGGCAGUUGUUCUGACGACUCUUCCUGUGUAUCCUCUGAUGAUACGAGUUAUGACUAUGAGUCCUCCGAUGAGCUAACUAGCGAAGAUGAGUAUUAAAAACGGAGAAAUCUAUCCUUCUAAAGUGAUGCAGGAUUCAGAACUUGAGGAUCUACUGAAGACGAAUGUUCAACCGAGGAGUCCACCAUCGAUUGCUCAAAUAAAUCAUCUGGCAGAGAAAAUGAAAUCGAAAGCGAAUAUUCACAUACGUUUAGAAAUAUCAACUAUGUUGACAACGCGUGUUCUGGCGAACUAUCUGACAAAGAAGAGAAUUCAAACCACCAAAAGGUUCACACGAGGAGUCUUACCGCGUCGCAAAUUCUGACAAUGGAUAAACUUAAAUGAUAGUCAGCAGGUGUUUGUGAAAUAAUGUAUCUGAUUUUGGAUGAUCCGUAUUUUAACAUUCAACUCUUCAAUUAUCAAGUUAAUUUUCGUUUCUACAAACAUUGUCCUGGGUACCCGUAGUCCGGAUAUCCGGUAAUGGGAUAACUGUUUACCUAAUGUCAGGUAUUUACUAAAAUGUUCUCAUAGUACUGCGUCUGGAUUGUUUGUUUAAUGUUUGCAAAAUUACUUGUGAUUUAUAUUUGUGAUUUAAAUAAAAGUUGUAUUAUUCUGUC